AUGUUAGACGACACUCUAAUCUACGUCCUCGACGACAUGACAGAGAAUGGGCCAAGCUAUCUCAGUCAAGACUACAAUUUACAGCACUACAAAGAACAUAUGGACCACCUUGAAACAGCAUCUAAACUAGCCCUUCUCCGAGAAUGCUUAUGCGCACGACCACCAGUGCCACUUCUCCCAGAAAACAUCCUACAUAACAUCGAAUUAAUCCUCAUGCGCGUGAGAGACCACAAACUACUCACCCCACUAUCUUCACUCUCUCCAUCACAAACCAUCAAACAUGGCGCAUCAAGACGUACAAAUAUAUAUCUCUGGAAAGGCGACAUCACAACUCUAACCGGUAUCACGGCCAUCACAAACGCAGCCAACAGCCAAGGCCUAGGAUGUUUCCAACCAACCCACCGAUGUAUAGAUAACAUCAUCCAUACCGAAGCAGGGCCACGACUCAGAGAAGAAUGCUUCUGGCUGAUGAAAGAAAGGUCAAAGGACCUCGAGCCUGGAGAUGUGCUUGUCACUGGGGGCCAUGCGCUUCAUGCCUCGUCGGUUGUACAUACCGUUGGUCCGCAGCUUAAGCGCAGCGCUUCGCCUACAACUUUGGAGAGAGCUCAACUUGCAAAGUGCUAUGAAGGUAUCCUUGACGCCGUGGAGCUUUGGCCGCUUGGCCAAGAUGGUAAAAAAUCGGUUGCGUUUUGCUGUAUCUCAACCGGCCUUUUUGCUUUUCCAGCUGAUGAAGCUGCCAAGAUUGCUGUGUCAACUGUCACGUCAUGGUUGGAAAGUCAUUCAUCUACCACAAUCACUGAUGUCGUGUUUAACACAUUCACGGAAUCUGACACCAAGAUUUAUACUACGCUUCUUGGUUCCUCAUCGACAUCAAUCUCUCCUCUCAUCAAAAGCUCGGCGGAAGGUUCGCUCCAAGUUGCCCAAGACUGGCUUGGCUCAGCCGAUGCCAUCCUAGUCACUGCUGGUGCAGGAUUAUCAGCAGCAGAAGGAUUGGAUUAUCACUCAAGAGAUCUGUUCAAAAAGCACUUCCCCGGCUUCCUCAAACUCGGGUUGACAUCUCUUUACAGCGUGUUUGGGUACAACAAGUGGCCAUCUGAGGAAUACCGAUGGGGUUAUUACUUUACCCAUCUAAACAUGAUAUCAAAGUGGUCAAACACGCCUACGUAUCAAGCUUUGAUACCAUGGCUAGAAGCGUUUGGAUCAGAUGCGUUUGUUAGAACAUCCAAUGCAGAUGGACUAUUCCUUGCAAGCGGUUGGUCGGAAGAGCAGCUUUCUACACCACAGGGUUCAUACGCUUAUUUACAAUGUCUCAAUAACUGCAGACCCGACGCAGUGGUACCUUCUGCUCCUCUAGUCGCUGAAGCGAUGCCAUUCAUCCACCCCGUCAGCCAAAAACUGACUGAUUCCAGUAAAAUCCCAAUGUGCAAAUUCUGCGGAUUAAAGAUGAGUAUUUGCGUCCGCGCAGGAUCAUGGUUCAAUCAAUCGCCGUAUAAAAACGGUGAAGCGCAGUGGAAAGCUUGGAAAUCUCGAAUCACUAAAGAAAAGAAAAAGCUGGUGAUUCUGGAGCUUGGUGUUGGAAUGAACACGCCUGGUGUUUUGAGAUGGCCGAAUGAAGAUCUUGUGGAGAGAAGUCAAGGGUUGGUAAAAUUAAUACGCGUCGGGAUUGGAGCCGAAGCGAUGGUGCCCUGGGAACAGGAAGAUAGUGGGUUGAGUACAUUUAUUCAGGGCGAUAUUCAGCGUGUUGUACCACUGUUGUUGGAUGAUGUGCGGAAGUAG
Molecule: messenger RNA, 1776 nt
Organism: Fusarium pseudograminearum CS3096
Lineage: Eukaryota; Fungi; Ascomycota; Sordariomycetes; Hypocreales; Nectriaceae
Exons: 1
Coding region: 1-1776 (591 amino acids)
Source: RefSeq, a predicted model, not a curated record